AGCGGCCGAACGUGACGGUGCCGUUCUCGCAGACUUGCUCUGGCCGUCAAACAAAGACGUCAUUGACAAUUAGUGCGCCCACGAGGAAACGGGCACUCCGAGAUGGCCGGUGCGAUGUUGUUCGAGCGGGCCCAGGCGGUGUCGGUGACAGAUCGCAGCGAAGGUAUCUCCUUGCUCAACGAGAUCGUAUCGGACCCGAGCAUCGGCGUCGCGGAAGACGAUGAAGACAACAUCCGCGUGAAGGAGCAGGGUAUCCUGCACCUGGGCGAGCUCUACAAGAAGGAGGGCAAGGCGAAAGAGCUGGCCGAGCUCAUCAAAGCCACCAGGCCGUUCCUCAGCCUCAUCAGCAAAGCGAAAGCAGCCAAGCUCGUGCGUUCCUUGGUGGACUUCUUCCUAGAUCUAGAAGCUGGCAUUGGUAUUGAGGUGCAGUUGUGUAAAGAAUGCAUAGAAUGGGCGAAGGAAGAGCGCAGAACGUUUUUAAGGCAAUCAUUAGAGGCCCGCUUAAUAGCCCUUUACUUCGACACGGGUAUGUUCAGCGAAGCCUUGCAGCUGGGCUCUGCUCUCCUGAAGGAGCUCAAGAAGCUCGACGACAAACAGCUAUUAGUAGAGGUUCAAUUGUUAGAGAGCAAAACAUAUCAUGCUUUGAGCAAUUUAGCAAAAGCUAGAGCCGCACUCACCAGUGCCAGGACAACUGCCAACGCGAUCUACUGUCCGCCCAAGAUGCAGGCGGCUCUGGAUCUACAAUCUGGGAUAUUGCAUGCCGCGGACGAACGAGACUUCAAGACUGCUUACUCUUACUUCUACGAAGCCUUCGAAGGGUAUGACAGUGUUGAAAGUCCCAAGGCCCUGACGGCGCUCAAGUACAUGUUAUUGUCCAAGAUCAUGUUGCGCACCCCGGAGGACGUACAGGCCAUCAUGUCCGGCAAACUGGCGGUGAAGUACGCGGGCUUGGAUCUGGAUGCGAUGCGCGCGGUCGCUGAGGCCAGCCAUCGGCGAUCAUUGGCGGAUUUUCAGAAGGCGGUCAAGCAAUAUCGGCAGCAGCUCGAGGACGACGUGAUCGUGCGCGCACACCUCGGUUCCCUAUACGACGCUAUGCUGGAGCAAAAUCUGUGCCGUUUAGUCGAACCUUACUCGCGAGUCCAGGUGAGCCACAUCGCCUCGUGUAUAUCUCUACCAUUGGCGCAAGUAGAAAAGAAACUGUCGCAGAUGAUACUGGACAAAAAGCUCCGCGGAGUCCUCGACCAGGGAGAGGGCGUCUUAAUCGUUUUCGAAGACACACCCCGCGACAAGACUUACGAGAUUGCGCUGGACACGAUACACAGCAUGGGAAAGGUCGUCGACACGCUCUACCAGAAAGCGAAGAAACUCACCUAGCCUUAUUCAAUAUGUAUUUAUACAAGGAGAAAUUUACCACAAUGAUUAUAACCGUUUAAUAAUUAGUUACCUUCAUUAAACAUGGUUGAUUAACUGUAUCUCUCCGUAAUAAUUAACAAUGACGACACUCGAGUGUCGCUGCGAAAGGAGUGCUCAUUUAUCCGAUAUGUUCUUAAUAGAGUUGCUUUUAUCGACAAAUAGAGAUUGUUUGAGAAGAACUGUUAAAUAUGAAAUAAUGAAUUCGCUUGAGGUUCCGCGAACAAGUCUCCCCCCCCCCCCUUGAUCUAGCGUUCUCGAAGUUAUUUUUCGUAAAUGUUCCUCGGAAGAAGGAGGGACGAGCGAAGCGAGGUGAAAGUGUCAUAAUGUCGAAAAAAUCGUGAAAUAUAACAAAACUAAAAGAAC
Dinoponera quadriceps is the source of this 1776-nucleotide messenger RNA. It is a transcript of the gene Rpn6, whose product is annotated as 26S proteasome non-ATPase regulatory subunit 11. The record is from RefSeq and is a predicted model, not a curated record. The transcript has 4 exons. Gene Ontology annotation, cellular component: proteasome regulatory particle, lid subcomplex. Gene Ontology annotation, molecular function: structural molecule activity. Bases 103 to 1374 code for a protein of 423 amino acids. NCBI's taxonomy places the organism in Eukaryota, Metazoa, Arthropoda, Insecta, Hymenoptera, Formicidae. Gene Ontology annotation, biological process: ubiquitin-dependent protein catabolic process.